Molecule: messenger RNA, 726 nt
Organism: Caenorhabditis bovis
Lineage: Eukaryota; Metazoa; Nematoda; Chromadorea; Rhabditida; Rhabditidae
Source: the annotation of a GenBank genome assembly
AUGUUCUCUGGACGCAAAGUCAAAUGGAAUCACUUUGGAAAGAAAUACGCUUUGAGAUUCUCUGAUUAUGAGAUGGAAUACGCCGAUUUAUAUGAUGCUCUUCUCAAAAAAGUUCACGAGGUCCGACCCGAUUUCGAAGGCGGUCUCGCGUUCAUUGAUCAAUAUGGAAGACAGGUGGUCGUCACCAGCGACAAAGAUGUGCGUGAGGCCAUUCAGCAAUCGAAGGGAAAGCUUAAACUUCACACCACUUUACGUGAUGGAGCUGUCAUUGCCGCGGCGGAUAUGGCCGAAGCGGCUCGGAAUGGCGGAAGGCCGACGAGAUCGCAAUCUGUUCCACCGGAGCGCUCGUACAAUACAUACCCGCAGCGAGCGCCGUCUUCCAUGGAAAGCUCUCCAGCGGACAAUUACCGACUUCGAUCAAUGUCGCCACCGCCGACAUCGGCUCAGCACUCACCAAUGCCACGCGAAAUGGUUAAGACAACAUACGCCCAUCGUGGAAGUUAUUCGGGAUAUUAUCCGGGAUUGAAAUACCCACCAUUUGGCCCGCAAUACUCUCAGAGCAUUCUUUAUGGAAUGCCUCCGCAUAAUGGCAUGCUUUGGAGAUUUCUGGCUAACCCCUUCCCAUUCGGAUCUUCACGCUCAUUCGUUGGACCCAACAAGUAUCAUCACUUUGGAGGUUGGGGAGCAAAUCACAUGUACUCGUCUAACUGGGGACCCGCUUGGUAA